UUUACUUUGUUAUUUCCUUUAGAAAGUGAAUCAGUUGGAGGAGGUCAUAGAUCAAAAGAAUGAGAAGAUAGAGCUCCUUAGAGGCCAGCUGGACUCCAUCACAGCAUCACAAGAAGGAGGAGAUGUAGGAGCCCUGAGACGCCAGCUCUUAAAAAUGGAGCAGUCUAUGCAGGUCAAGGAUAGGUUUUGCAGUCUUUUGAGUGAUUCCGUUAAUCAGCUCCAAAAAGAGUUACAAGAUUCCAAGAAAGGAUCUGACGAGACUGACUUUGGAGUCGGACAAAAUCGGGCCGACUCUGGGAUCUCGUCACUGAGCAAAGAACACGAAGUGAAGGAAAGGAACCUUCGCAAGAUGAUAGACGAGCUCCAGGGGCAGGUGGAAAGAGAGAGAAAUGAGAAGAGAGAGGCUUUGACUCAAGCUGAUGAGAGCUGUCAGAAAUUGAUUGAGAAGCAAGCAGAGCUAGAGGGACUUCAGAGUAGACUUGAUGACAGUAAUCUGUACACUCAGACUCUAUUGCAGGAUAAGAUGGCUCUCAAGGACCAGCUAGAUAAUGCUAGACGUAACAGCGGUAACUCAUCAGAAAUUAAAGAUGUAUCGUACUAUAUGACCCAAAUGGAGAAUAAAGAUGCACAGAUAGAUAGGCUUAAGCAAAUGCUUGAAGAGGCUCAGUACAAAUAUGCACUGGCAGAGAGCAAGCGUGACAACCUUCAAGUUGGAGAUCUUGAAGAGAAAGUUAGUUUUGACGGCCUGG
Amphimedon queenslandica is the source of this 749-nucleotide messenger RNA. Its product is annotated as ERC protein 2-like. The transcript has 6 exons. NCBI's taxonomy places the organism in Eukaryota, Metazoa, Porifera, Demospongiae, Haplosclerida, Niphatidae. The record is from RefSeq and is a predicted model, not a curated record. The annotation marks the transcript as partial.